Amoebophrya sp. A25 is the source of this 2449-nucleotide messenger RNA. NCBI's taxonomy places the organism in Eukaryota, Dinophyceae, Syndiniales, Amoebophryaceae. The record is from the annotation of a GenBank genome assembly.
CUAGACGCUGAAAAAAUAUUUGAUGCGUUCUUAACUACAAAACCGAGCGAAAAAAUAUAUUAAACAAGAUGCGGAACUUCUCCAUCCCCACUCCUCUCGUGCUCUCCUCAUCAAGGAGAUGUUUGUCAAUAUGUGCUGCCAGUGCAGGUCUUGGUACAAGUUUGUCAUCUUCCAGUUGCACCACGAUGCGAAGUGGCAGCGCAGGUCUUGGUACAAGUUCGUCAUCUUCCAGUACGAUGCGAAGAAAGUUCGGAACCGGUGCUGGUGGCGGUGCGACGCGCCCCACUAGUCCAGAAAUGUGGCUGCAGAGGCAGAUGAAGGAUAGAUGGGUCCGAAGAGCGCAAAACGAGAACUACAGGACGAGGGCGGCAUUUAAUUAUGGCAACAAGGGUUUUUUUUUGUAAUACACCAACUACAGAUGAAGUUCUGAUAGAUGUGCCUUUCUUCGGAAGUGAAGCACGGUAUUAAAUAGUCCCAUCGACAGUUUCGGAAUACUGAUCAGGGCGAAACUCCAUUCCAUUCUGAUAGAUGGCGCGACGAGUACUUACCCCUUUCAAUCGAAGCAGGGACUUGCUGCGCCAACAGAUGAAGUUCUGAUAGAUGGAUUUGCACCAACAGAAGUAUAAGUUCUUGUGAUAGAUCAUCUAAUAUCCGAAAAUUCACAUCUUCUUCACAGUAUCGUUUCUAGACUCAAAAAAUGCCACAGCUUCUUUCAAUCGAAGCACCAACCACGAGUACUUACCCAAUAUCUUCUAGUCCCAGCUGAAGCAAAAGCAAAUGAUGAAAACACCAACCACAAGUACUUACCCAAUAUUAUCGACUUCUAAUCUGAGCUGAAGCAAAUGGAUUCGAAAUUUGGCAUUUUUAAACGUGGUCAGAUAGUUCUAGACUUGGGCUGCUAUUCCGGAGGCUGGUCUCAGGUGGCCAUCGAGCGCACAGUUGGAGAGGAGGAGCGUUCAGAUGCAAGAUUCGCUUCUGGAGAUUCGGUGGAAGCUAGCACGAGGAGCAAGGUGAUUGGCGUAGACUUAUUGAACAUAGACCCCUUAGACGAUCACACUUUUAUCAAAGGAGACGUGCGAGACUCUGCAGUGCUGGAGAAAGUGAUGUUAUGUUCUUCGGCCGCAGUAGUACAACUUUACUGUGCUCUUACAACUCAAGUUGAAGAUCUACUUAUAGUACUCAAGUUGAAGAUUUACAACUACUACUACUCAAAGAAGAUGCCACUACUCAAUUCGAACGCUCAAGGAUCCGGAGGAUAGCCGUUCGGUCUACUCUCUGAUUUGAUGAUCACAAAGCAUAGUAAACUACUAGAGUGAUCAUUUAUAUCUUGUUUUAGCGAUAGCAGUUACUGCUGUAGUAAGUUCUGAGUUCUAGGCUCAGAAAGAUUUUGUUCGUUUGAGAAGAAAUUGAGUCCUUUCUUGGUCCUCCACGGUCCACCUCAUUAUCUUGUUCUCUCCAUCAAACUUUCUGAGGACCACGAGAACAAUCCUCUUCUCUAACUACUCUAGUAAAAAUCUUCUUCUAAUCUCUGAAGCAACCGGCGGCCUCAAGUGUGACGUCGUUAUGUCAGACAUGUGCCCAUCACUAUGUGGUAGCAAGCAAGAUGACCAUUUGGAGUCGAUGGAGCUGGCUUUGGCAGCCGCUGAAUUUGCAGAACGAGUUCUGAUAGCGCAGAAUUCUUCCAACUGCCUAUCUGCGGAUAAGGUCCCUUCGAAUAGUUGUAAGGGAGAGGAAAAUGAGGAUACAACUGGUAUUAAGGCUCAACUUUCAAUGGUCAUUGGGGUUGGUCACUGAGAUCGAAGAGGCGACCCCUUGAGAGAACAGGGGAAAACGAAGGGAAAGGGGAGAGCUUUGAAGGGGGUCGCUUCCGUUCAGCAUCAUGAUGACCAUUAAGUGCUGAGCUUUAAUGGUAGUGUCGAUGGUUCUGGUGGUGGAUUACGAGUCGCCUCUUCUGGCGAAGAAGGUGAAGGUGAUGGCCAGGAUGCAGAAAGUACAACAACUUCAACUUAUUCUAAGACCUCUGCCUGUCCUACCCCUGAGCACCGUCGCGGAGGUUGGUUCAUCUGCAAAAUUCUCUAUGGACCGGAAGCGAGUCGGUUCAAGCUGUACCUGAAGACGCGGUUUGCUCGGGUACUCUCUUUCAAACCCCAUGCUAGCAGAGACGAAAGUAGGGAGAUGUACAUAGUCUGUAGUGGUUUUUUCGGAAGGGCUAAGAUUCAUGAGGAAGUUCAGACGGUUCCUGGUUACAUGCCGGAUAAAGAGAAGUAUCAUAAUAUGUACUAGGGUUCGAGUCUUCAUGAUCUAAUGAAGAAAUUAUAGAAGAGAUGAUGCUCUUGGACAACACUAUGUUGAAGGCAGCAUCGACGCAGGAGCAGCAUUUUCUAUGAGAACUUACAACAUCUAGUGAAAAAUAUGUAGUAGUGCAAACGCUUACUGGGGAUGAAAAGAG